Molecule: messenger RNA, 336 nt
Organism: Ipomoea triloba (trilobed morning glory)
Lineage: Eukaryota; Viridiplantae; Streptophyta; Magnoliopsida; Solanales; Convolvulaceae
Exons: 2
Coding region: 4-327 (107 amino acids)
Source: RefSeq, a predicted model, not a curated record
GACAUGAUCAGGCAACAAGUGCACGACAUGUCAGGUUGGAUGGGAGGGCAAUUCCAGCCACCCUACGGCGGCGGCUCAUAUCCGCAGCCGCAGCGGCCGCCGGUUCAACAACAACCAUCUUAUCCGGCGCCGGGGGAGUGCACCGACGUGACGCAGGUGAUCGACACGUGCGCGCAGAAGAGCGUGGCGAAGUCGGUUAACGAUGGGUAUUCGUGGAGCUGCUCGUAUAACGAUGACUGUUGCAGGGCGGCUUUUAGCGUUAGCGAUAAUUGUAUGAGCAUUAGUCCUAUGAUCAGGACGAUCAAGAGUGUCUGUUGUGGGCAAUAAGGAUAAACA